Molecule: messenger RNA, 2269 nt
Organism: Betta splendens (Siamese fighting fish)
Lineage: Eukaryota; Metazoa; Chordata; Actinopteri; Anabantiformes; Osphronemidae
Product: leucine-rich repeat, immunoglobulin-like domain and transmembrane domain-containing protein 2
Exons: 3
Coding region: 455-2107 (550 amino acids)
Molecular function (GO): protein binding
Source: RefSeq, a predicted model, not a curated record
ACCUGAGAGACCAGCAGCGUUCAGAUUAUUGAGGUCAGAUUACAGUCCUCUCCAGACAUCUGUCUCCCUGCAGCCCUCCCUCCUCGGUGCGGCUAAACCCGACGGGCCGCGGCCCACUUAAUACCGAUGAGCCUCCUGUCAUGUGUCGACGCCUGUGAUAGUGAGGGACAAAUAAAUUAAAUUAGACUGGUGCAAAGUGAUUUGGGAGACGCACACAACACAAUAAAACGCAGCUCAAUGAAACGGGGUCGGACGUUUGUUUUAAGUUUGAGUAGAUCUAAAAAGUUUGAUUAUACACAAAGUAGAAUGUUGCUAUAAAUAUCUUAUUUACUGUGUGUCGCAUGUCACUUAACGUAAGUGUUACGUGAGGCAGAUUAAGGUAAGAGGCUUGUUCCCAUGCUGCCCGUGGCCACGUCCUGCCCUCAGAGACCUACUUCAUACCGUUCCCAGCAAUAUGGACGCCCGUCGUGUUGCACUACGAUUCAUUCUGGCAUUUCACCUCAUCGCCUCUGCAUCAUCAACGUGUGUGAUUGGCUGCUCCUGCACAGAUGAUAACUUGGGAAGAUCUUUACUAUGCACAGAGGCGAGCAUGGAACAUAUCCCAGAGGACAUGCCACAUGACUUUAGUAAAGUCCGGAUUGAGAAAUGCCACCUGACUGAGUUACCACCAGGGUCCUUAUCCAGACUCGGUGCCUUAGAGUUUCUCUGGUUGAACUUCAAUGAGAUCAGAGUGAUGAACAUGGAAAGUCUGAAGGGCUUGGCCAACCUGACAGAGCUACGACUGCAGGGGAACAGGCUCACUUCAGUACCAUGGACAGCGUUUCAGGACACACCGAGACUUAAGAUUCUGGACCUGAAGCACAACAGCCUGGAUGCUCUACCUGAAGACGCUCUGAGUUACUUACCUGCCCUGACCUACCUAGAUUUAUCCUUCAAUCGGCUAAGUGUCAUAUCUAGAGACGUCUUCAUUCAUUGGCCUCUGUACCAAGCAGCUGAGAAAGCGUGGGGGAAAGAAGGGCUGGUCUCCAACGUGGUUUUAGCACUGCAUGACAACCCCUGGUUGUGCGACUGUCACCUCAAAGGCUUUGUUGACUUCGUGAGGACAGUCAGCCCACCCAUCAUUCUCAUGAGCUCCUAUUUAAUGUGCUCAGGGCCUGUCUCUAAAGCUGGAAAGUUCUUCCACGACACCCAGUUAAAAACCUGCAUGAAGCCACAGACUUCAGCCCCCGAGACCAACGUCACUUUACCACUAGGAGCAAAGGCAACACUCGCAUGCUCGAUAAAGGCCAGACCAAGAGCAACGAUUCAGUGGAUCCACAAUCAACAAAUCAUGGGAGCAUUUGCGGCAAUAGAGACGCACAUAGAUGACGACAGUAGCUCCUCCCAGCUCGUGAUCCCGUCUCUUCAGCCGCCACACCAAGGCCUCUACACCUGCAUUGCCAGCAACUUCAUGGGAAACUCAUCUGUCAACAUUACAGUCAACAUUCCCUCAUCCAGUUACUCCGCCCCCCCACCUCCACCGGUCCCCAUGCGGUCUGACAAUGCUGCCCACAUCGACGUUCGCAUUGCAAAGCAAACAGCUCAUGGCAUCACCCUGGAGUGGACCCUGACGACAGACAACCCAGCAGCAACCUGGCUCACGCUGCACUUUGGCAAAUACGAUUCACCCAGGAAGGAGACCAUCUACGUGGGCCCGGGCAUCAGCAGCCACUCCUUCGCCGACCUGCUCCCCGUCACCAAAUACGAGGCGUGCGUGACCCUGCGGGGCCGCCCGCCAAGGGGCGGCCGCUGCGUCGUCUUCGUGACGGGAAGCAACGCCGGGGAGCUGGAGCAGCGCGCGAGGCUCCUCCACGUCAUAGUCCUCGUGUCCGCCGUGCUGGUGGCCGUACCGGCGGGCGUGUACGCCUGCACCACGGGGGCCAGGAUCAGCUGCGUGGAGCAGUGCGCGGGUCUGUGGAAGGAGCGCCGGCGUCGCAGAGAAGGCGGCGACAGCUUUGACGGCGUCCAAGCAGCCAGCGACGAAGGCCUGUGCAGACACUCCAAGGAGAAAAGGAGGGGGAAGUCUGAGGAAAGGUGCAAAGGAAGCAGCGCAGCUUAUCUGUACUAGAAUGAACACAGCAGAGAUAUGGAAAUAUACCCUGAUCUCAGCCUACUGGCUCAAAAUGAGAAUGCCUUCAUUUGUAUGUGGUUUCAUUUGUUUUGUUGCAUGUUUGAUGAUGGAUGGCGCAUUAAAGGCAAGAUAAAUGCUGAGACAUACUCUGAAUUUUUU